AUGGAGCCCGUAGAGGAUCCCCACAAGAGUGCGCCAGUGAUUCGUGGCGGAUCAGACGUUCGGCAGCGACUUCCGCCAGUGGUUCGCCGGGCGUCUUUUCCUGACGAUCUCGUGGUCGCGGGCGAUCCUAACUUCACGUGGCGCGGCGACUCUGGCGGCGAAGCGCAUCCGCGAGCGGCGUAUUCGUCCCUCCACUCCGUCGGACCUGCUGACGACGCGCAGCUCGUACCUGCUGCGACAGCGAGCUUGAAUCUUUCCCUUGGUCCUCCACGCGCUCUUUUGCCGUCCUCGAGGCAGCGAGCUCGCGACACCUUCGUCAAGAGCCUUCCCGCCGUCGCCAUGGACGUCGCGGACGCUGCGGCGACUGCGACGGCGCAUCGCGAUGAUCAGACCGGUGACGGGAAUCUGACGGUUCGCACCUUCACGUUUCCUCUUCCCGCUGACGAAUCUGCCUCGCCGUGUCCCGGUUUUAAGCGAGGCCGAGGCCCCGACCAAGACGACGACGACGACGACGACGGCGACGACGAGGUGCAAGGGCGGGAACGACCGUCGCGGUCUUCUUCCUCACCGUCCAGUGCGGGUGUCGCGAGACUGAGCCCUGCGAAGUUCGCAGGUCAGGGAAGCGGCGGCAGCGGCAAGAACAGCGAAGGAUCCUCCCGCGGUAAGUUGUCAGGACGACGUGGCGAGCCGGCGGAUGCGGCCUUGUCGACCGAGAUCAGGCGAAUCACUAGUGGCGCUCGUCUCGCUGCUCCGUCUCCCGUGCCACAGGCUCGUGCCGACCUAGACCGCCAGAGGCUGUCCCCCGAAUCGCGCUUCCCGCAGCCUGUAAAAAACGCGCACACCACGGAAUCGCCGCCGCCACUUACCCCCGCUCUCCCGCGUCCCGUGGGCCCGCAUAUUACGCAGCGCGACCGCGUCCAUAUGAGUUUCGCACGGGGCCCCCAGGCUCCGCAAUUCCCGCAGCCGACGCCGCCACCUUUCCUGGGCGGCUCGACUGGUGUGGCCAGCUCCGCCGCCACCGCGAGCAGCGCUGCGGCGGCAGCUCCCGCCACAACUGUGGCUGCCUCCGGAGGGUGGAGUGGUCCCGACGGCUCGAGCUUGCUCAUGCACAGGCGGCUUCUGCCCGUCGCUGAUGCGGGGACGGGCUUGGGCGCACGGGGUGGCGACGAGAGGGGGCCCCAUGCCCUUGGGGCGGAGGAAGAGCAGCGCGAGGCCGCCGCGGACGCGACAGGCGGAGGGGAGCACGGGUGGCAGUGGCACACGCGGCUACGGCGUGCGCGCACGGAGGGCCGGCUGCUGGGGGAGGUGUCGUCGCACAACAGCAACACGUUCGCGGCGGGCGACGAGCGCAUGGCGGGGCCGCUGGGCUUGGCGCGCCUGGAGUGGCAGGGGCUGCUCGCCGCAGGCGCGGGCGGGAGGUUCGGUGGUGCUGAGGAGCGCAUUGCGGCCUUGCUGAGGGGCGCGGGGGGAAACGCCACGGACAGUGGCAAUGGCGGCGGGGAGACGGGGGUGAAGCGCGGAGCAACGUUUCUUACUCCGCGCACAGAGAGUAGCGGUCCUGGUUGGCAAUUAGCGCAGCAGCAGCAGCAGCUGCAACUGCAGCAGAUCAACGCAGCGGCGCUCGUUUCCGCUGCAGCUGCUGGCAUUGCAGCGUCAACCCACCAAAGGCAGACGGCGCAAGAGCUGGCGGAGGCGCAGCCAGUGGCGCAACCGAGUCCCCCUCUGCUGCCGCGGUUGCCAGCUCAGCAUCCAAGCGAGGGCGCGGUGCUGUCGCCCCACGGGGUGCCUCCUCGCCGCGUGUCCAGCUUCGACUUCUCACUUAUGAGCCACAAAGUGCCCCCACCUCUCCCCCGCGCCGCAUCGUACCGCGAACCACCCCCGGGCCCCACCGCUGCAGCAGCUGUAGCGGAGGGGAGGGCGGGCGGAGCUGGGUAUGGCAGCGGCGCCGCAGACGUGGGAGGACGGCGCGGGUCGGAAACUGUGGGUGGGGGCGGGGCGAGCGUGGGUCGAAGCGGAAGGGCUGGGGGUGGGGGUGGGUCGACGACAACAGGAGUUGCCGGGGCUGUGGCGGGUGGGGGAAGCAAGGGGCGGUUGUGGUGUGGCGAGGAGGGGUACAAGUGCAAGGACUGCGGCAUGCGCUUCACCAACGCACAGGCGCUGGGAGGCCACAUGACGGCGCACACCAAGCGACGGCGCUCCAACUUCGCAAGCUACAGCUUCAGUGACAUGGGGUCCGGCGGCAGCACCGCGUUCGCCAUGGCAGGUCCCACCUCCAUCGCGCCGCCCACUGUGCCUGCUGCAACGCCCACUGUGCCUGCUGCAACGCCCCUCGGCCUCGCUGCACCCCCUGCUGCCAUCCCGUCAGGGGCGCCCCUUACGCACGCCGCUUCUGCAGCAGCGGCUGCCUACUUAGCCAGUGCAGGCGCAGGAGCAGCGGCAACUGGGGGAACAGUGCCAUCCACGCACGCACAUGCAGCGGCAAGUGUAGCAGAGCCCGUCCUAGGGUCGCUGCUUGGGCUGGGACUGGGUGGCGCAGGUAGCAUGGGUGUGAUGCGAGGCAGUGGUAGGGACGCGGGGGGGCACAGUUUGCAGGAGCAGAGGAGUGCAGCCGCACGACAGCAGAUGGUUGGUGGGGGGAGGGCAGACCUGGGUUCGGGCAUUGGUGUGGGCAGCAGCAGAGAGAGAGUGGGCAGAGGGUUUGAGGCGAGGGGUGGUCGAGGUGAUGGCGGGGAGGAGCUGGAGUGGAGUGCGAUGGGAAUGCAGCGACAGCGAUUGGUGCAGGCAUCAGAGAGCAGCCAGCCCACAGUGCAAUUCAAAUCAGGUAAGCACCGAGGCGCAAGGGUGGAAGCUUCUGUUGUUCCGGUGUGCCAGUCUGCUUGGAAUUUCACCUUCUCCUCUCCGCCCGCCCUUCCUGCCGUCUUUCCAUCUCUCCCGUGCCCAGACCCGUCAGACAUGUCGGCGCCAGAGCUGGUCUCAGCAAGAGCAUGGUGUCAGCUGGACAGGUCCAGCGGAGGGGCAUCCACGCCCCUUGCUGCAGGCCUAUCUCCUUUCGCGCAUGCUCUAGCGGCCACAGCUGUCCCUGGUGCAGAUGGCCCCCUCUCCUCUGCUGCUGCUGCAGCUGUUGCAAACACGCACUGGGCUUCCUUCAACUCAGGCUUGCUGCAGAAGGUGGUGGAAACCAAGACACUGAUGUGGAAGACCACAACGAAAGCAAGGUUCGGAUUGACUUGA
Molecule: messenger RNA, 3231 nt
Organism: Closterium sp. NIES-65
Lineage: Eukaryota; Viridiplantae; Streptophyta; Zygnematophyceae; Desmidiales; Closteriaceae
Source: the annotation of a GenBank genome assembly